GCAAAAAAAAUGCUCAAUUUAGUUUUAUGCAAGCUUAUAGUAGUCAAGACUUCAUUGAGUUAUGAUGAGUAUAAUAUAUUUAAAAUACUUUGCAAUUCUUCUAUUCUUCCUAGUCAAUAUAUAUAGAUGUGAAGGUAUUUCGUGUUUUGUCUGCGAUUUCUGUCAAGAGGUCUUUCAGUCGACACAAAAAAAAACCGGUUGUGCCAAAUGCGCUACAGGAGGAGCAAACAACUACGUAUCAAGAGCAUGUCUUGGUUCUAAUGGUAAAUUUCCUCCAAAUUUUCCAUUAUUAUAUCGAAGGACAUGUACGACAGAAUUGUGCAACAAAGAGAAAUCAACCCACACAAUCGAUAAUCCUAUCAGGUGUUACGCUUGUAGUCACUGUUCAACAGAAAAUCAAAGAAUUGUAGAUUUUUGUGGAGCAUGUGUAACUUCGGUCGAAUCAGGAAUUUUGAAUAAAUAUUGCAAUUAUACAUGUGGUCCUCAGCCGGUGGGCAAAGAAAUAUCAUGCUGCACGUCCGAUCUGUGUAAUGGAAAAACGAAAUUAUCUAUGCAUAGCAGCGCAGUUAUAUUAAUGCUCAUUUUAACUGGAAUCAGUGCGCAUAUGUUGUAAGACAGACAAGGGAUGGGAUAAACUAUGAUGAUCCUCCAUUGCUCAAACAUCACAUGCUUGGACCUUUACAUAAAAAACAUACAAAGUUUAAUGGAAACGUUGUAGACACAGUUUCAUAGAACUUCUAUUUCAUGACCUUGUUUUUAUUUUUAAAAAUCAUUCACCGUUUCAUUCAUUGUAUUUUGGACGUGCAUAAGUUUGUUUUAUUUUGGUUAUUUCAUUAUUUGAGAAUCCAUUUCGAGUAAUUUAAAAAUCGUCUAGAAUUGAACUCUACUUAAAAUUUUAAGAUAUAAAAACAAAAACAUUGUAAAAAAGAUGAGUGUUCAACGAAAAACUAUUGUUUUACUCAUUUUUCCAGUUAUCCAUUGGUCAGCGU
Messenger RNA from Trichobilharzia regenti, 989 nucleotides. NCBI's taxonomy places the organism in Eukaryota, Metazoa, Platyhelminthes, Trematoda, Strigeidida, Schistosomatidae. The record is from the annotation of a GenBank genome assembly.